Heteronotia binoei (common prickly gecko) is the source of this 690-nucleotide messenger RNA. RefSeq names its product TNF receptor superfamily member 9 (gene TNFRSF9). The record is from RefSeq and is a predicted model, not a curated record. The coding region runs from base 1 to 669 and encodes 222 amino acids. Lineage: Eukaryota; Metazoa; Chordata; Lepidosauria; Squamata; Gekkonidae. Gene Ontology annotation, cellular component: external side of plasma membrane. The transcript is spliced from 7 exons. Gene Ontology annotation, molecular function: signaling receptor activity; cytokine binding. Gene Ontology annotation, biological process: regulation of cell population proliferation.
AUGGGGAGCCACGCGGGGCUGCCUCUGUUCAUGCUGCUGCUGCUGCUUUGGGACCAGCUGAGCUUGGCGUUUUCUUCCUGCCCGAACGGCACCUACCUCCGAGCCAACGGGAAGUGUUUCCCUUGCAAGACCUGCGAAGGAGAACAGGCCUACGAAAAGGAGUGUUCUGAAACGGCAAAUGCAGUUUGCAAAUGCAUUCGGUGUGGAGAGUGCAGCAUUGGAGAGGAGCGGACCGAGGAAGGUUGCCAAAGAUGCCCCCAGGGGACAUUUAACAAUCAAGUCAAUGGUAUAUGCCAAGAAUGGACACAAUGUCCGGCCAAUAAGAUCACAAUUCCUGGGACAGAGGAAAAGGAUGUGAUUUGCAUGCCUGAGUCCAAAGACACAACACCAUCACCUACUGCCGCAGGCUCAGACAUCACUGUAGGCAUAGCAAUCACCACCAGUACCAGUACCAUCCUGACUGCAGUUUGUAUGGGACUCCUGUUGCUUUUCUGCAUCUUCUUUGGCUUGUGGGCCCAGAAAAAGUUCCCAACUGUUUUCAAGAAAUUGUCCCUCAAGCCGCUGGUGCAGGAGGUGGAGGACUGCAGCUGCCGCUACCCAGAGGAAGAAGAAGGGGGAGGCAGUGAUAUUUCUGGCCUGAAGGGGGAGCUGCUGGAAAAUAUUCCUUAACCAAUCACAAGAGUCCAAAUC